AUGGAACAAGACGAGGAAGAUGUAUUCGAAGGCGUUGGCAUCGACGUGUUUCAAGAUUAUACACACCCGAAGGCUUUUGACUUCUCUCACCUCUCAUCAUGGGACACAUUUACCCAAGAUCUCUCCAGAGCCUGUCAAUCAGUCUUUCCCCAGCAUCCUGCUAAAUAUGAAGGAGUCCACGCUCUUCUCAUGAACUGGGCUGAGGACGAUCUUGGAACGGAUAUCGAGUUAGUCGAUAUGGAUGCUUUGUUCCGAGACCACUUCAACUACUCAUCAGAGAUAUGGAAAAUACCUAGUCAACAUUCAGAAGACGCUCUCGAGCGAAAGCUUUCAGAAGUAAAGGUACAAUUUGGGGGCGAGAACCGGCUCUUGAUUGUCUACUAUGGAGGUCACGGUCGCCAUGAUCCCAGCAGUCGUAGUAUCUGGCAAGCAUAUCUCAAUCGCAAGACACUUGGCAAACCGAAGAGUCCGACUCUCUCCUGGAGUACUUUACAGCCCAUGCUUCAAAGGGCCUUAUGCGACGUGCUAAUCCUGCUGGACUGCUGUUUUGCUGGAAGUGCAGCUCGUGCUUCAAUCAAUGGUACCAACGAGCUACUCGCCGCUUGUGGCCGAGAGACGACUACCGCAGCCGUUACCGAUAGAUCAUUCACGAGAAAUCUCCUACGGAAGAUAAAGUCUUUCAAUGGGCAGCCUUUUACGGUCAAUCAGCUCUAUGAGCGACUAAUCAAUGAUCGCAAGCGAAUAGACAAAACGCCGCAAUAUGCUGCUUUAUCAGACUGCGCAAGAUCUAGUAUUGUUCUAGCGCCUGUAAGAUCUGAGCUGGCAGUGAACGAUUUCCAAUUAUCCGUACAAUCCUCGACAGAAUCAGGAUCGAAUGAUUCAGGGCCUUUGACGUCUGCUUCAACCUCCCUCGUGCCGUCGUCAGAAACGGGCGCUUCCGGACUAUCGUCUCCUUCCGAAGGCCCUCGUGUAUUAAUUGCUGUAUCAUUAGCAGCCGAGGCUAGUGUUCCGGAGGUCGAACUAUGGAAGAACUGGCUCUCAACGGAUGCUCCUGAUGACGUUCGCCGCCUUGAGGUCACUAUGGAGACAGCUUUUUCGGCUCAUUCCACACUAGUACUUGUAUCAGUGCCGAUAAGCGUGUGGAAUCACCUUCCAGAUACAUCAGCCUAUCGUUUUGUUGACUUCAUCAAAUCCGGAAAUCUAUUGGCCUGUGGAGCGAAGCAAUCCGAGCAACAUGAAGAGAUCUUCGUUGUCAAAGGGAACGCUAUGACUGAUGAUUCAUCGAGCAUAGUUUCUGAUGAGGGUUACCAAUCCAUGCAUGACAGCCUAAGUUUAUUGGGCAUGGAUCAUGCAAGAAUUAACCACCUCUCCAACGCGCCAUCUGGACUCCUAGAGCCGACUUUGUACUCUCAAUCCAUCGAUCGUUCGAUUAUCGUGCCCCCUCAACCUACGCUUGCGGGAGUUGUUCUUGGAGAUUUGGGUAUCAGCAGAUGGGCAACUUAUGCUCUUUCAGCAUCUGACAGGAAUCUCUACAACAGCUGCCCGUUGACGGGAUACUGCGAUUUUCGGAUUUUCACAUUACGUCAAGGCUCCUCCAAUGAACCGAUAGAAGGUACCCUGAUGACCUGUUCUCUUGAAAAAGGAACGAGUUCUUUUGAAAAAAUCCAAUCAUAUGAAGCCUUAUCUUAUCACUGGGGCAGUGGGAACGCCAGCUUCAAGAUCAAGAUUGUUACAAAGGGUGUUCCUACUACUUUCAAUGUCAGGCCAAAUCUGCAUGCAGCGCUAAAUCAGCUGCGGCUCCCUGACAGGCCAAGAAAGCUUUGGAUCGACGCCCUCUGCAUCAAUCAAAGUGAUAAUGACGAAAAAAACGCCCAAGUCCCUCUUAUCGCAGAUAUAUAUGGUGGAGCAACACAAGUAUGUGUUUGGCUUGGAGAAGCAAGUAUGGACAGUAGCCUGGCUCUGAACUUCAUCAGCCGGAUCGUCAACCUAGAUGAUGUUGACCGCUUGGUGGCAGACCAGAGAAAUGCGCAAGAAUGGAUCGCUUUGUCAUCACUAAUGAAAAGGACGUGGUUUAGGCGUCGCUGGGUCGUUCAGGAGAUCGCACUAGCAGUCCGUGCCACACUCUAUUGCGGUGACGCUCACGUUGACUGGUCCGACUUCGCUUGCGCCGUUUCUUUCUUCGAGGCCAUCGAAUCGGAAAGUCACGAGAUAUCAAAAAGCGUCGUGGGAGCGAUUCGCCUUGCGAAGGCCUCCAGUAACCUGUUCCGCAAGUCCAAGGAUGGACAAGUCCUCGAACGACUGUUUUCACUAGAGACCUUGAUCUCAACUUUUUCCGACUUCCAAACUUCGCGACCUCACGAUACCAUCUACAGCGUCCUGAAUCUGGCGAGGGACGUGCCCACAUCUGCAGCGAAGAGCGACACGGAAAGGCUUGUCAAGCUCGCAACCCCCAGAUUCACGCAGGCCGCGGAAGGAACUCGAUUCAUGGUUGACUAUAACAAGCCGUUUAUCGAGGUAUGCAAGGAAUUCCUCCGGCUCACAAUCAAAACCGACGGGUUCCUAGAUAUCAUAUGUAGGCCGUGGGUGCCUGAAGAGGGCAUUUCAGAGACCGAGCGCCCGUCAUGGCUCCUCACGACCUCAAAAGCGGCCUGGGGAAUGCGCCCUGACGGAAUCUAUAGCAGAGCAAAUGCUGACACGUUGGUCGGACUACCCGACUUGGGCAAGCGGAACUACAACGCUUCAAAGUCAUUCAAAGUCACUGACAAAUGGAAAUUUGGGGAAGGUCAAAAAGUUCGCAGCAUGUAUGUGGAGGGGUUCGUCAUCGACUCCAUCAAGGAGAAGAAGCCUUACGCGGCUGACGGCAUCAUCUUCCGUGAAUGGCUGUCUGCUGGAGGCUGGACCGAUAUGUCCGCGCUGCCACCGGAUGAGUUCUGGCGCACAUUGGUUGCAGACAGAGGGCGGAAUGGGGUGAACCCUCCAAUGUUAUAUCCACGUGCCUGCAGAGCCGCUUUGGAACAAAGCGUCAAAGGCGGACACGUACACACCAAUACACUGAUACGCGACGUCAGGAGCACCAGCGUCGCGAACUUUCUUCAAAGAGUUCAGGAGGUAAUUUGGAUGAGAAGGCUCAUCAUUACGGAACGCAACACUCUCGGCUUGGCUCCAGAGAUGUCGAAGAAGCGAGACCUCAUAUGCAUUCUCUAUGGCUGCAGUGUACCUGUCGCGCUACGAAGGAUGGUGGACCCGGUGACUGAUGAGGAAUACUUUACUUUCAUUGGAGAGUGCUAUGUCCAUGGUCUCAUGGACGGUGAGGCUUUCGCUUUGGCCACAUCUCGGAGUGAUAAUGGAAUGAUCGCCAACAAGGUCUUUGAGCUUCGAUGA
This is a messenger RNA of Letharia lupina, 3381 nucleotides long. RefSeq lists its product as uncharacterized. The transcript is spliced from 4 exons. The coding region runs from base 1 to 3381 and encodes 1126 amino acids. Lineage: Eukaryota; Fungi; Ascomycota; Lecanoromycetes; Lecanorales; Parmeliaceae. The record is from RefSeq and is a predicted model, not a curated record.